CUCGAAGGGAACACAAAAAAGACGAGUCACUGAUAGCGAACGACAUGAAAUUAGCUCAAUACAGCCAAACUCAGAGAUAUUCAUACAUGCUCUUUAAGUCUCCCACCCACCUCCUUCCCCUUUCUCUUUCAUUCUGUUUCCUUCCGUUCUCCCUCUCUCAAUCAAUCGAUUAGCCCGAUCUUCUGCUCUGUUUUGUAUCGUUUUUGUUUUUUAUUUUGAAGAAAAGAUGUCAGAUGCUUUAAUCAAUGGAUUGGCUGGAGCUGGAGGGGGAAUCAUCGCUCAGCUCCUCACGUAUCCAUUACAAACUGUUAACACUCGUCAACAGACCGAACGAGAUCCGAAAAAGUCGAGGAGGAAACUCGGAACCAUUGAACAAAUGUGUCAGGUUGUUAAACAAGAGGGAUGGGGGCGUUUAUAUGGAGGCCUAACGCCGUCGUUGGUUGGUACUGCUGCAUCACAGGGUGUUUACUACUACUUCUAUCAAAUAUUCAGGAACAAAGCCGAAGCUGCUGCACUUAAACGCUUGAAGAAAGGGACUGGUGAUGGAUCAGUUGGAAUGUUAUCGUCACUUUUGGUGGCUGCAUUGUCUGGGUGCCUGAACGUGCUGUUGACUAACCCAAUAUGGGUAGUUGUUACUCGUAUGCAGACUCACAGAAAAGCCUCAUUAAAACAUAUACCUUCAGAGAAUCCUUCAGUUACGCCAGAAGAAGCAAUUCUUGCUGCAGUGGAACCUCCUCCUUAUGGAACUAGCCAUGCUGUGCAAGAGGUCUAUGGUGAAGCUGGGGUUUUGGGUUUCUGGAAAGGCGUUUUUCCAACACUUAUCAUGGUUAGCAAUCCUUCCAUACAGUUCAUGUUGUAUGAAACCUUAUUAAAGAAGCUAAAGGCUAGGCGUGCAUCAAGGGGCAAGGGAAAUGACGGGGUCACUGCUUUAGAGAUUUUUUUUCUUGGAGCUGUUGCUAAACUUGGAGCAACUGUUGUGACGUAUCCACUCCUUGUUGUGAAGUCGAGGCUUCAAGCAAAACAAGUAACUGGAGGAGACCAAAGGCAUCACUAUAAAGGCACACUUGAUGCAAUCAUGAAGAUGAUCCAAUAUGAAGGCUUGUAUGGGUUUUACAAGGGAAUGAACACAAAAAUUGUACAGAGUGUGUUUGCCGCUGCUGUCCUGUUCAUGAUUAAGGAAGAACUUGUGAAGGGGGUUCGUAUGCUGGUGAAAAAGGAUGCAAACCUGGUUAGUGUAGUUUAGAUCUGGGGGCCCAUUUAAUUGCGGUUCACUUGUUCUCUUCUUGUAUUAGAUUGAUUUUAUUUUUGACAUUCUUGGUGCCCGUUGCUGAGCAGAAAAACAGUACAUUGAAAAUGAAAUGCCAUGCUGUGUCUUGUACCUCAGAAUAAAAGGAAUCAAGAAUGCUUACAUAUAUUGGAAAACUUUUACAUAUAAAAAUAGAAAUAUUUGAACUUUAUAAUGGAAGAAAAUAUUAUUCCUUGGA
This is a messenger RNA of Telopea speciosissima, 1484 nucleotides long. RefSeq names its product peroxisomal nicotinamide adenine dinucleotide carrier-like. Gene Ontology annotation, biological process: transmembrane transport; nucleotide transport. The record is from RefSeq and is a predicted model, not a curated record. The coding region runs from base 227 to 1243 and encodes 338 amino acids. The transcript is spliced from 11 exons. NCBI's taxonomy places the organism in Eukaryota, Viridiplantae, Streptophyta, Magnoliopsida, Proteales, Proteaceae.